Vespula vulgaris is the source of this 2446-nucleotide messenger RNA. Its product is annotated as condensin complex subunit 2. The coding region runs from base 274 to 2304 and encodes 676 amino acids. The record is from RefSeq and is a predicted model, not a curated record. The transcript has 2 exons. Gene Ontology annotation, biological process: mitotic chromosome condensation. Gene Ontology annotation, cellular component: condensin complex. Gene Ontology annotation, molecular function: chromatin binding. NCBI's taxonomy places the organism in Eukaryota, Metazoa, Arthropoda, Insecta, Hymenoptera, Vespidae.
UAACCUUUGAAACACUGAAUCGUAUAAACGAAUUCAAACUUAAACUGUCGCCGUUAAAUGUAAAUUUAUGAUGAAUAUUGUGAAAUAAAGAGUUGAUUGUUUUGUAUACACAUUCUAUAAUGACAUUAUCUCUCAUAGUAUACAAGGUAGAAGGUUGUGUAAUUAGAUCAUAUUUCUUCAGCUGUCAUAUAAUACUUUUAAGAAAUUGAGAAGAAGGGAAAAGUUUUAUUUCUAUAAAAAUUUCACAAACGGAAUUUUACAUCAACUAUCAAGAUGGCAAAGAAAGGCUUAGCAAAUGUAGUAAUAGAAUCAAAUGUGUCCAAUUUUUCGACUACAUCUUCACCAUUACGUAGAAAAUCUAUCGUACAAAAAUCCUUAUCAGCUUUAAAGGAAAAUGAUGACGAAGCAGAACGUUUAGCUUUAAGACGUGAUGCUACAUCAACCAGUACACCAUUAUCUACAAAAGUUAAUGAGAAGAGACGUUCUUUAGGUCUAGGAUUUUUAGCGCAAAUGUCAGAACCUCAAAUGACUGAACUCAUAUCUCAUUGUAUCAAAUUAAACGCUGAAAAUAAAAUUAAUGCUAAAAAUGCAUUUAGCUUAGAAAUGAUAGAUUUUAUGACAUUUAUGGUCACUAAAAGGAAUUCUGAACUUACUAAUUUGCAAGUGGCUAGUACAUCACUGGAUGUAUGCACAAAAAUUUAUGGAUUUCGUGUGGAUGGUAUAUAUACAGAGAUUUUGAAAAUGGUUGGUGCAUUGGAUCGACAAAAGGAUGAUAACUCUAAUAAUGAAGAGCCAAUGCAAUCUGAGAAUACAGAAGAAAAUGGAGAAAAACAAAUAGAAACUCAAGUGAAGAAAAAAAAGAAAAGAACUAAACAUAAGAUUAUUGUUACAGAAGAUGCAAUAAACGGAUCUGUUGAGACCAUGUUACCCUCGCAAAUGAUUAUAGGAUCAGGUGAUCUAUGUUCAUCUGAUAUGCUCUAUCAAAUAGUGUUACCACAUCAUGCAAAUUUAGGCUUUUAUCAUAAUACACAUAAUGAUAUUAUUUUAGAUAAAUUAAAUGAAACAGAAAAAGAGAAUGAGAAUUCUCAGAAAUAUACAAUAUCUGUAAUAGAAAAUUUUUCAGAGUCAGAUAUAUGUUUGAGUUUCUCUGAUUUUGAAUUUUUAAAAUGGUCACCGGAAGAUGAACCGGAAGACAUACAACUGACGCAAGAAAACAAUGAAAAUAGAUUUCAAUUUGAUCUUGAUGCAAGUAUACCUUCUGCCGAUGAAGAAUUUGAACCUAUAGAUUAUUUUAACAUGCAAGAUACCAGUAAUAGAGAUAUGUGUAUGAGAAAUCCGCAAGAAGCAGAAAAUAUAGUAGACUUUCGUAAAGUUAUGGCAGAGCAAAUGCCUGAAUAUAAUAAAACAUCAGAAUAUUCUUUCAUACAGAAAAAUAAUAUAAAUUUAAUUCAUUGGGCAGGCCCUUCUUAUUGGAAAGUUAAAACAUUUAAUAAAUUUUUAAGUAACAGUAAAGUAGUGGAAACUUGUCAUCAGGUAGCACUUAAAAAGAAAAAAGAGAUAGAACUUAAAUAUGCUGAUGAUACAAAGUCUGAUCUCAAACAAAAGUUCUUACCUAGCCAUGGAGGAGUGAAAUUUUUAGUUAGAACAGCCAGAGUAGAUUGGACCGAAGAAAAAAUAACUUUACCAGAAGAUAUACAUUAUGAUGUUUCACAAAUAAUGAAAUUAUAUCUUUGUCCUUUAAUGUUUGCAAAUCCUAGGCAAAAAGAUCUAACGAAGAUCACGCAAUUGGCUGAAGAUAUCGAAGAUUAUGAUUACAAUAAUGAAAACGAUAUGUCAAACUUUUGUCCUGGUAUUGAUGCAGAUUGUGAUAUGCAAGAAAGAAAUGAUUCUGAUGAAUUGAGAGAUGAAAAUAUAGUAGAAGGUCAGAUGGCAUUUACUAAUGAUAACUUAGUAACUGCACCAAUAUUAACAAAUAAAAUCUUUUUACAAUAUCCUUUGCGUGCCAAAAAAAUUGAUAUGCGUCAAUUAAAGAAAACUAUAUGGAAAUCUUUGACUGAAACGUCCAAUAAGAAUGAUACGAAUGAUAUGGAAAAAACAAAUCAAAAUGAGAAUACGAAUAAAAUUAAGGAAUCUAAACAUUUCAACACUGUUUAUAAAACUUUACCCAAUGAACUUUCGAAAGUAAACGUAGAAGCAUUGAGUGUCCCUAUUGCAAUAGUAUCUUUACUGCAUUUAGCCAAUGAAAAAUGUUUAAAACUUUCCUCACUUCCAGAUAUGUCUGAUAUUAUCGUAGAAGGAAAUUAAUGUAUUAGCCUUACUACUAUCUGUAAAUAUAUAUAUAUAUAUCUUAUAUGUAUAACAAUACUUAUUACAAUGUAUAUUUUUUACGAAGGUACAAAUAAAAAUAAAGAUACAAAUAAGAAUAUCAAUAUGUUUUAUACAGUUA